CGUGGAUUAUAAUUCUGUCGUCAAAGCUCACUUUUACAGUGUCAUUUUUGUGAUGGAGUUGACAUGUGCUCUUCGACUGUGCAUAGCGCAGCUCCACAGCUCGGCGGUGGCGUUAGACAUGCAGACUCGUAGCUAUCGAGUGGGUCAUGCGCAUUUCAACCGUGCUCAAGUGGUGGGGGUACUGGUGAAGCGCAACAACUCGCACCUGAAGCUUGACGAUGGCACAGGGUUGCUGGAUGUCAAGCUUGUGACGAGUUUGAACGGGUUUAACCAGAAAGAACUGCACUUAGGAGCACUGGUGGAGUGUGUCGGAAGUAUCGACGAGCUGCAGCCAUCGUCCGAUAUGACGCGUAGUCGGCGCUGGAUGAAUGCAACGCAUUUUCAUGAAGUCCACGAUCGUAACGUUGAGACGCUGAGGAUGCUCGAAGUAAUGCACCUAUACCAGAAUGACUAUGCCGUUCCUCAUUCUUCACCGCCAACUCAACUUGAGCUACUGGCAUUCCCGCCAAUACACGAGAGCAGUGCAGGACGGAGCGCUGUAUCUGGUUCUGAAAGCAAUAGUACGACUGUACAACAGCAUGCAAUCGGUCAUCAAGCUAGUAAGCCUGCUGCAGCUGCGACUCUAAUCGAGAAGCCUUGGGAGCAGCAAAAUGUCGGUGUUCCUGGUCUGGAUGCUGCCAUUCCUCCUGCAGACUACCAGUUUGCACUUCCAGAGAGAGACCAUCAGCUAAUCGAGCAAGGAUCAAAGUCGCUUGAGAUUCGGUACGUGUAUAGAAUCAAGGAAUACCUCACCAGUCGUGUUCGCGGUUUUGAUUGGACUGUGCAUGCAGAUUGAACGACGCUCCUUACUCGAUUAUCCACGUGAACGACCGGAUUACGAUUAACGGGAAAACUUUAACCACCGUUGUAGCUAUUCGCAAAUAUGCGAGUCUGCAAUCCGUUCUGGAGGCUGAAAAUGUGAAUGCACUCCUUCCACAAAGCUCCUUUGUUGGCGCUGGGACCUUUAAUGCGGCAGCCGCAGCGGAGCGUCAUUAUCGUCAGUUUUUUAGCGCCGAAGAAGAAGAGCACUAUGGCCUCAUAGUUUUUCAAUUGUCCGUAACCUCGUCUGGGCCAAAAUCCCAAGAAGAAUGGAGCGCACUGGUUCUUCGACAAUUGGAAGCCAAGAGAGAUGCUGGAUGCUCGAUAGCAGACCUGCGCUUUGCUUUUCCUUCUCUGCCCGUCGACCAGAUCACGGAGAUAUUGACGAAUCUGCAAUUUGAUGCGUUGGUCAUUUGUAUGAACGACAAGUAUCGUCUAGUGUGAUCAGCCUGAUGAUAUUGCGAGUCGGGUAGCUCAGCCUCAUCGAGGCAUUAUUAUAGCGUUAAUGUUACUUCGAAUAGCGAUUUUGAACCCAUGGAUG
Molecule: messenger RNA, 1399 nt
Organism: Phytophthora nicotianae INRA-310
Lineage: Eukaryota; Oomycota; Peronosporomycetes; Peronosporales; Peronosporaceae
Exons: 7
Coding region: 53-835 (260 amino acids)
Biological process (GO): nucleotide-excision repair; DNA replication; double-strand break repair via homologous recombination
Cellular component (GO): DNA replication factor A complex; chromosome, telomeric region; site of double-strand break
Source: RefSeq, a predicted model, not a curated record